Molecule: messenger RNA, 1639 nt
Organism: Capsella rubella
Lineage: Eukaryota; Viridiplantae; Streptophyta; Magnoliopsida; Brassicales; Brassicaceae
Product: peroxisome biogenesis protein 12
Exons: 10
Coding region: 165-1346 (393 amino acids)
Biological process (GO): protein import into peroxisome matrix; protein monoubiquitination
Cellular component (GO): peroxisomal importomer complex; peroxisomal membrane
Molecular function (GO): zinc ion binding; protein binding; ubiquitin-protein transferase activity
Source: RefSeq, a predicted model, not a curated record
UGGUCCUCUAUCUUCUUCCCCAAUUUCUGCAAUUCUGGAGAAGCUAAAGGUCUCAAUCUCAGUCAAAAACAAAGGUUUGGGCUUGAUUGAACUAUCACUGACUAGAGGAGGAAGAAGAAGAAGAAGAAGAAGAAGAAGAGAGGGAUAAGGAUUGGAGGAAGAAGAUGUUGUUUCAGGUGGGAGGUGAAGGCACCCGCCCCACCUUCUUUGAGAUGGCUGCAGCUCAGCAACUCCCGGCUAGCCUUCGCGCCGCUCUCACUUAUUCCCUCGGCGUUUUUGCUUUAAGACGAUCGUUCCUCCAUAAGAUUUUAGACUACGAGGAUGAAUUCUUUGCUGCACUGAUGCUUAUUCUUGAAGGACACAGCUUACGAACCACUGAUGCUUCGUUUGCUGAAUCAUUGUAUGGUUUGAGGAGGAAAUCAGUGAGAUUGAGAUUGAGGAAAGACAGUGCCAAGAAGGAAUCUAACGAAGAAGUUCAACAUUCCGGUUUAGAGAAACGUCAAAGAAUCCUUUCUGUUGUGUUUCUGGUUGUGUUACCGUACUUCAAGUCUAAGUUGCAUGCAAUCUAUAACAAAGAAAGGGAAGCAAGGCUCCGGGAAAGUUUAUGGGGAACAGAGGAUCAAGGAUUUGAUGAAACUGACUUCUUCACAGGGGAAGAAUCAAUUGUUUCAAGAGAGUCUAGUGGGAAUGAAGAGCUUUCUGUUCGAGUACAAUUAGCUACGAAAAUAAAAAAGUUUAUAGCUGUCUGUUAUCCUUGGAUACAUGCCUCUAGUGAAGGAUUAUCGUUCACUUACCAGCUCUUAUAUCUGCUGGAUGCUACUGGAUUUUAUUCCCUUGGGCUACAAUCUCUUGGGAUUCAAGUCUGUCGAGCUACAGGGCAAGAAUUGAUGGAUACAUCCUCGAGAAUUUCAAAGAUACGGAAUCAUGAGCGUGAGAGGCUUCGUGGUCCUCCAUGGUUAAAAACAGUGCAAGGGGCACUUCUUAGCUGCUCUUAUGCGGUGCUUGACUACGCUCAAACCGGUCUGAUUGCAGCAGUCUUUAUCUUUAAAAUGAUGGAAUGGUGGUAUCAAUCAGCUGAAGAGAGAUUAUCAGCUCCAACAGUGUACCCUCCACCUCCGCCUCCUCCAGCCCCAAAGAUGGCCAAAGAAGGAAUCCCUCUGCCUCCCAACAGAUCCCUCUGCGCGUUAUGCCUGCAAAAACGUGCAAACCCAUCAGUUGUCACAGUCUCUGGAUUUGUUUUCUGCUACUCAUGCGUUUUUAAGUAUGUUUCAAAGUACAAGCGAUGUCCCGUGACAUUGAUUCCGGCCAGCGUGGAUCAGAUUAGGAGGCUGUUUCAUGACACUUAAGACCGAUCUAUUUAAUGGUUUUAAGCCAAAUCGUGAGAGCAAAUGGAUAAGCUUUCAUUUAGAGAUCAUCGUCUGGGAUCAAGUGCUUCUUGGAUUGAAAGAAAGCUAUGUUAAUCCUAAUCAAAGCUGAAUUUGGUGAAAAUGAAGAAGGCAGACAAAUAGUUGUUUUUUCUUUUGUAGUUUCAGCUUCGAAAUUGUUGUAUAUUGUACAAUGGGGGAUGAUAUUUAAUUUUCCGGAUAAAAAAAAUAAAAUUUAUACUGAUCAUUUACAAAGGAUAGGAUUGAGGAGAUCA